AUGGCCAUGAACUUUGUCACGUUUAACCAGGACUACAGCCACCUGGCUGUCGGCACUUCUCGCGGAUUUCGUAUCUUCACAACCGAUCCCUUCGCAAAAUGCUACGAAUCCAGAGAGGCCGGCAACAUUGCCAUCCUCGAAAUGCUCUUUUCCACCUCUCUCGUUGCGCUGAUACUAUCCCCUCGACGAUUGCAAAUUAAGAACACCAAACGAGACUCGAUAAUCUGCGAACUCACCUUUCCCACCACGGUCCUGGCGGUGCGCUUGAAUAGAAAGAGGCUGGUCAUUGUGCUGGAGGACCAGAUAUAUCUCUAUGAUAUCCAAACUAUGAGACUGCUCUACACUAUUGAGACAUCACCCAAUCCCACUGCCAUCUGUGCCCUCUCGCCGGCCUCCGACAAUUGCUACCUGGCAUACCCUCUUCCACAGAAGGCGUCAAACUCUUCCUCUGCACCACCCUCGCACGCACCGCCUAAUACAACCCACGUUUCCCCUACCUCCGGCGAGGUGCUUUUGUUCGAUGCCAUCAAGUUGGAGGCCGUGAAUGUCGUGGAGGCACACCGCUCCCCUCUUUCAUGUAUCACAUUUAAUAAUGAAGGGACAAUCCUCGCGACGGCAUCAGACAAAGGCACAAUCAUUAGGGUAUUCUCGGUCCCGGAUGCUCACAAGCUAUAUCAGUUCAGAAGGGGUUCCAUGCCGGCGAGGAUCUACAGCAUGGCAUUCAACAUAACUUCCACUCUCCUAUGUGUUUCCUCCGCAACGGAGACGGUCCACAUUUUCAAGCUGGGGCCGCAGACGACUCGGGCAGGUGACGAAGAGGAUCAGCCCGCCUCACCGACCAAAGCGACCAGUGCAUUUACCCGGCGGUUAAGCCAAGGCAGUGACGCAGCAUCCGACCCAGCCGGUGAAGAUGGAGAUGGCGCGGAGUCUCCAACUGAAAUCUCAAGCCGUAAGCCGAAUGGGACGUUGCUGGGUUUGUUGCGGAGAACGUCCCAGAACGUGGGAAUUAAUCUGGCCUCGACCGUCGGCGGCUAUCUUCCGAAAGGCGUGGCCGAGAUAUGGGAGCCUUCCCGAGACUUUGCCUGGAUCCGGCUUCCCAAAUCCAGUUCCGGGGCGUCACCGAGCCAACUGCGCAGUGUGGUGGCCAUGAGCCCUAAUUCUCCACAGGUCAUGGUCGUUACGAACGAGGGAAACUUUUACGUUUUCAGCAUUGACCUGGCGAAAGGUGGGGAGGGCACGUUGAUCAAGCAGUAUUCUGUCCUUGAUGUCAACGAUAAGAUGGCUGGCUCCGGGGUCGAUUACUGA
Molecule: messenger RNA, 1305 nt
Organism: Exophiala dermatitidis NIH/UT8656
Lineage: Eukaryota; Fungi; Ascomycota; Eurotiomycetes; Chaetothyriales; Herpotrichiellaceae
Product: autophagy-like protein 18
Exons: 5
Coding region: 1-1305 (434 amino acids)
Biological process (GO): nucleophagy; autophagy of mitochondrion; protein localization to phagophore assembly site
Cellular component (GO): fungal-type vacuole membrane; phagophore assembly site membrane; extrinsic component of membrane
Molecular function (GO): phosphatidylinositol-3,5-bisphosphate binding; phosphatidylinositol-3-phosphate binding; protein binding
Source: RefSeq, a predicted model, not a curated record